ACCCGUACUGUAAUUUAUGGGCUUUGAGAUGGACAGCCCAGUUCUUCUUAAUUGCAGCAGAGUUAGCUAAUUGAUUCUGUGUGUAACUGUGUGCACAGGCUCCAGCACUCUGCAACUGUUUAUCCUCUUCCUCACCCACAACCCAAGUGUAUCAAAACUACCAUAUUGUCACUAGGCUUCUUGGAGUUGGGAGGUGAUGGGUCCCCUUACAUUAUCUGUUGAUAUGAAAAGCUCUUCUUCAGAUGCAUCCAGUAGGAAAUUGCAGAGCCUGCAGUUGCAAAAGAAGAACUUUUUUGCAUCAGUGAGCACAGGAGAGGAAAAGCCAUUUGAUUUUCUUCGAACUCUAUUUGAGGGUUUCAUAGCAGGAGGCACAGCUGGAGUAGUUGUUGAGACAGCUCUAUAUCCGAUUGAUACAAUAAAGACGCGAUUACAGGCAAUCCGUGGUGGAGGUCAGAUAAUCCUCAAGGGGCUAUAUUCUGGGCUAGCUGGAAAUCUUGCUGGCGUCCUACCGGCUUCUGCAUUGUUCAUUGGUGUCUAUGAACCUGCAAAGAAGAAGCUGUUGGAGAUGUUUCCUGAAGAUCUUAGCGCUCUUGCUCAUCUGAGCGCAGGUGCUUGUGGUGGGCUUGCUGCUUCUCUCAUCCGUGUUCCCACUGAGGUUGUUAAGCAAAGGAUGCAGACCGGGCAAUUUGCUUCAGCCCCUAAUGCUGUACGCAUUAUUCUUUCCAGUGAGGGUUUCAAAGGGUUAUAUGCGGGCUAUGGAUCUUUUUUGCUGCGUGAUUUGCCAUUCGAUGCAAUGCAAUUUUGCAUCUAUGAGCAACUUCGAAUGGGGUAUAAACUGGCGGCGAAGAGAGAACUAAAUGAUCCUGAAAAUGCUAUAAUUGGUGCUUUUGCUGGUGCAGUUACUGGAGCUAUAACUACACCACUUGAUGUGAUAAAAACAAGGUUAAUGAUACAGGGAUCAGGAAACCAGUACAAAGGAAUAGUUGAUUGCGUUCAAACUAUAAUCAGAGAGGAAGGUCCUCCUGCCCUCAUAAAGGGCAUUGGGCCAAGAGUGCUGUGGAUAGGUAUUGGGGGAUCAAUAUUCUUUGGUGUUCUAGAGAGUACAAAGAGGUUGCUGGCAGAGAGGCACUCGACACAUCAAAACUUAGACUCAAAGAAAGAUUAGGUGGAGAGCUUCAUUCUGCAUACAAAUUAGGUUUCUUGUACAAUAUUAAAUUUUGUAGCAUUAUAAUUCCUGGAUAUCAUUUUUGUAUAGGAGAUGGGAGUUUCAACAAUGGAAAGAAAAAACUUCAGAUACCCCUGGAAAGUUUGUUUAGUCACUGUAGUGUAUAAUGGGCAUGGUUUUCCCCUCCAUUUUUUGAAUAAGUACUUGUGUUUAACA
This is a messenger RNA of Daucus carota subsp. sativus, 1381 nucleotides long. Its product is annotated as S-adenosylmethionine carrier 1, chloroplastic/mitochondrial. NCBI's taxonomy places the organism in Eukaryota, Viridiplantae, Streptophyta, Magnoliopsida, Apiales, Apiaceae. Gene Ontology annotation, cellular component: chloroplast envelope; mitochondrial inner membrane. Gene Ontology annotation, molecular function: S-adenosyl-L-methionine transmembrane transporter activity. Gene Ontology annotation, biological process: transmembrane transport. The transcript is spliced from 13 exons. The record is from RefSeq and is a predicted model, not a curated record. The coding region runs from base 197 to 1165 and encodes 322 amino acids.